AUGAGUUGCAAUGGCUGCCGUGUUUUACGCAAGGGUUGCGGCGAAAACUGCGUGCUAAAAUCGUGUUUAGAGGGGAUCCAAUCACCUGUUGCACAAGGGCAUGCCACACUCUUCCUUUCCAAGUUCUUUGGUCGUAGCGAUCUUCUCAGUUUGAUCUCUGCCGUUCCCCCUGGCCACCAACGUACUUCAUUGUUCCAAUCACUACUCUAUGAAGCGGCUGGACGAACAUUGAACCCGGUGAAUGGUGCUAUGGGACUCCUUUCCACUGGAAACUGGCACCUAUGCGAGGCCGCCGUACAGACAGUGCUUGAUGGAGGUUCCCCGGAACCUCUUGACGAUGAAAAUUUGAUCCCAAAAUUUGAUGAAAGUUCAAAUACUUUUCAAGCUAAUGGCGCGUGGGGGAGGAUGUUAAUAAGCAAUGAUGACGAGAACUUUCCUUCCAUUCCGGUUUACGAUGAUGUGGCGGAGUUGGGUGUGACUUGCCGCCAUGGUGAUGGUGAAGAGCCGAAGUUGUUAGACUUAUUUAGAUAG
This is a messenger RNA of Erigeron canadensis, 531 nucleotides long. RefSeq names its product LOB domain-containing protein 38-like. Bases 1 to 531 code for a protein of 176 amino acids. The record is from RefSeq and is a predicted model, not a curated record. The transcript is spliced from 2 exons. NCBI's taxonomy places the organism in Eukaryota, Viridiplantae, Streptophyta, Magnoliopsida, Asterales, Asteraceae. Gene Ontology annotation, biological process: regulation of gene expression.